AUGCGUGGUAUCAAGGGUCUCGUAUGGGAAGGCUCAGUUUUGGACCCUAUCGAAGGUAUUAGGUUCAGAGGUAGAACUAUUCCAGAUAUUCAAAAGGAAUUACCUAAGGCAGAAGGCGGUGAAGAACCAUUGCCAGAAGCUUUAUUCUGGUUAUUGUUAACUGGUGAGGUUCCAUCUGUUGCUCAGACUAAGGCUUUCUCGGAAGAGUUGGCUGCAAGAUCUGCUUUACCAAAACAUGUUGAGGAAUUGAUUGACAGGUCCCCAUCCCACUUACAUCCUAUGGCUCAAUUUUCUAUUGCAGUCACUGCUUUGGAAUCCGAAUCUCAAUUCGCCAAAGCUUACGCUAAGGGUGUCAAUAAGAAGGAAUACUGGAAGUACACUUACGAAGAUUCCAUUGACUUGUUAGCUAAGUUGCCAAAUAUCGCUGCUAGAAUUUACAGAAACGUUUUUAAGGAUGGUAAAUUGAGUGCUGUUGAUCCAAAAUUAGAUUACGGUGCUAACUUAGCCCACUUAUUGGGUUACGGUGAGAACAAGGAAUUCCUUGAAUUGAUCAGAUUGUAUUUGACCAUCCAUUCUGAUCACGAAGGUGGUAAUGUCUCAGCUCACACUACUCAUUUAGUUGGUUCUGCUUUAUCUUCUCCAUUCUUAUCUUUGGCUGCAGGUUUGAAUGGUUUGGCUGGACCUUUGCACGGUCGUGCUAACCAGGAAGUUUUGGAAUGGUUAUUCAAGAUGAGAGAUGAAUUACAUGGUGAUUAUUCUAAGGAGAACAUUGAAAAGUACUUAUGGGAAACACUUAAUGCUGGACGUGUGGUUCCAGGUUACGGACAUGCCGUGUUGAGAAAGACUGAUCCUCGUUACACCGCUCAAAGAGAGUUUGCUUUGAAACACAUGCCAAACUACGAAUUGUUCAAGUUGGUUUCCAACAUUUAUGAAGUCGCUCCUGGUGUUUUGACUAAGCACGGUAAGACCAAGAACCCAUGGCCAAAUGUGGAUUCCCACUCUGGUGUCUUGUUACAAUACUACGGCUUGACUGAGCAAUCAUUUUACACUGUUUUGUUUGGUGUUGCUAGAGCUUUUGGUGUCUUGCCUCAAUUGAUCUUGGACCGUGGUCUUGGUAUGCCAAUUGAGAGACCAAAGUCAUUCUCUACCGACAAGUACAUUGAAUUGGUCAAGAGCAUCAAGUCUUAA
Priceomyces carsonii is the source of this 1188-nucleotide messenger RNA. It is a transcript of the gene CIT1, whose product is annotated as citrate (Si)-synthase. Gene Ontology annotation, biological process: carbohydrate metabolic process; citrate metabolic process; tricarboxylic acid cycle. Gene Ontology annotation, cellular component: mitochondrial matrix. Lineage: Eukaryota; Fungi; Ascomycota; Pichiomycetes; Serinales; Debaryomycetaceae. Bases 1 to 1188 code for a protein of 395 amino acids. The record is from RefSeq and is a predicted model, not a curated record. The transcript has a single exon.